This is a messenger RNA of Aspergillus viridinutans, 501 nucleotides long. Its product is annotated as LAMTOR1/MEH1 family protein. Gene Ontology annotation, biological process: positive regulation of TOR signaling; endosomal transport; cellular response to amino acid stimulus. Gene Ontology annotation, cellular component: lysosome; membrane raft; late endosome membrane. The transcript is spliced from 3 exons. The record is from RefSeq and is a predicted model, not a curated record. Bases 1 to 501 code for a protein of 166 amino acids. Gene Ontology annotation, molecular function: molecular adaptor activity; guanyl-nucleotide exchange factor activity. NCBI's taxonomy places the organism in Eukaryota, Fungi, Ascomycota, Eurotiomycetes, Eurotiales, Aspergillaceae.
AUGGGCGUCUGUGCUUCUUGCCUUGGGCUAAAUCGCCGAGAAAGCCAUGAUGCCGAGUCCUCGCGUCUGCUGGACGACGAUAUCUACCAGUCCGGCUACGGCUAUGGAGCUCUCAAUCAUGCGAAUCAGAUCAACAACCCCGACCCAGAGAACAUAAAGCGCGAACGAGAAGCCCUCGAAGCAAUCUGCCAGCGAACCUCAGAGUCCGUCAUCGACAUCUGGUCCCUCCAACCGCAACCCCAUCUCCAACCACGCGCCACACUACACGGCUCCGUGGCGUCAAAAGCAAGUUCGAGCAGCGACGUCCCCGUCAGAAUAAUCACGGCCGACCCGUCGAAGUCACCGACAUCAUCCAAGUCUGGCGCCGCAAAUGACGACACCGCCUGCAAGCACUGGGGAGAGGUGGUCAUCAACCCGAGGAAAGGAAAGAAGGCCCGGCCAGGUCUGAACACUGAUGAGACGAACGGUCGAGAUGUCUUUGGCGUUCUGAAGGUGACGUGA